Molecule: messenger RNA, 3886 nt
Organism: Schistocerca americana (American grasshopper)
Lineage: Eukaryota; Metazoa; Arthropoda; Insecta; Orthoptera; Acrididae
Product: endoplasmic reticulum-Golgi intermediate compartment protein 2
Exons: 7
Coding region: 346-1593 (415 amino acids)
Biological process (GO): endoplasmic reticulum to Golgi vesicle-mediated transport; retrograde vesicle-mediated transport, Golgi to endoplasmic reticulum
Cellular component (GO): membrane; endoplasmic reticulum; COPII-coated ER to Golgi transport vesicle
Source: RefSeq, a predicted model, not a curated record
CUAUUGAAUCCAGUAUUUCUAUGUCGCGCAAACAAUUUCAGUGAAGGAACGGAGAGAGACUGAGUUGAAUGGACGUAACUUUGUCAUAAUUUUAAAUGCGACACUUGAAGCAGAUUCUCAUCGAGAGAAUUACAGCACUAGAACGUGGAACCUCCGAUAGCAUUUGUUUUAUAUCCUCUCACGCGCGUUGACACUUGACAUCCAUUGCAGAAAUGCUAAAGUGAUAAUGUUUUGAGGUUAUGUCAAAUAAUGACAUUGAUAAACAUUGGAGAUGAAAAUAUAAAAUGAAUUAGAGAAGCUUUCUGUGAGAAUAUAAGUGAGCUUCCAGUGCCAUGACAGCAAAUCAUGUUACGUAACAGAGGGAAACGUACACUUAAAGGUGUGAAAGAACUGGAUGCAUUUCCCAAGAUCCCAGAGACCUAUGUUGAAACAUCGCCAGUGGGUGGUAUAUUGUCCUUGCUGACUCUUGUUAUCAUAAUAAUUCUUAUAUAUGCUGAAGUGUCAUAUUUUCUGAGCAGUCGCUUUGUAUUCAAGUUUGUACCUGAUACAGAUAUAGAUGCCAAGUUGAAAAUCAACAUAGAUCUCACUGUAGCAAUGCCUUGUGGUGCCAUAGGUGCUGAUAUUCUUGACUCUACUAACCAAAAUGUACUACAGUUUGGUUUGCUUGAACAAGAAGAAACGUGGUUUGAACUUGACCUUGAGCAGAGGAUGCAGUUUGAUAGUAUGCGACAGGUCAACUCCUACCUAAGAGAAGAAUUUCAUGCAUUACAAGAUCUGUUGUGGAGAUCAGGCCAAAACACAUUAUUUGCAGAGAUGCCUCAACGGAAUGUUCUCCCAUCAGGACCUCCAAAUGCAUGUAGAGUAUUUGGUAGCCUAGUGCUGAAUAAAGUAGCUGGCAAUUUCCAUAUUACUGCUGGCCGUUCACUUUCCUUACCUCGUGGGCAUGUUCACAUUUCAGCUUUUGUCUCGGAUGCUGCAUACAAUUUUUCUCACCGUAUUAAUCGUUUCUCAUUUGGGGAUCCCAGUCCCGGAAUAGUUCAUCCCCUGGAAGGAGAUGAAAAGAUCACUGAGCAGAAUAUGAUGCUUUAUCAAUAUUUUGUGGAUGUUGUGCCCACUGAUGUAGACACUUUCCUCAGAAGGAUGACUACAUAUCAGUAUUCUGUUAAAGACCAUGAGAGACCAAUCAAUCACAUGAAAGGUUCUCAUGGUAUCCCAGGAAUCUUCUUCAAGUAUGAUAUGAGUGCACUGAAAGUGAAAGUUAUUCAAGAGAGAGAUACGUUUGGACAGUUCAUUGUUCGACUUUGUGCGUCUGUUGGUGGCAUUUAUACAACUUCUGGUAUCAUAAACAGUGUUGUGCAACUGCUGAUAGAAUACCUUGCAAGCAAAUUGUGGAAGAAGACAAACACGAAAAGUGAUACAUUAGAACAUAAAUUAGUGCAGGAGGAAAUAAGAACUACAACCACCUCAUCUCUUUUACUUCCAAACAGUGUGCCACACAUUCCAAGUCAGCAAGUCAUGAGUGAGGUGCCUUUGCUUGUAACAGAUAAUGGGACAAAUGCAGAACUACCAUACAGCACUUCCCACGUAUCAUAACAGUGUGAUGCAAGCUUGUGGUGUUAAAAGCUUUGUUACGAGUGAUUCAGAGAUACUGUUUCACUGGGUGGUUCUGUGAUGUGAAGUUGCCUUAGAAUUUGUAUCAGCUUGUGGCAGUUGUCAGUUUAGUUUGUUUUAUAACAACACAAUGAAGGAAACUCAGGUCAGAAAUCAGUGCCAUGACGCAAAGUAAUUAAGAUCACAUCUGCCAAUGGCAUUAGUCUGACGGAUGCUAUUUCACAACGGCAGAUAAUUUUAAAUCCUACCUGAGGUAUCAAAUGCAUGAUUGAGAGAUAUGAUAAAACAUGAAAACUUAGUUAUCUUUUCGUCUUAACAAAAAUGACUUACUCUUUUUUUACCCCAUACACAUUAUGGUGAGCUGAUUUUGCAGUUACCUGGAAAGAAUUUACCUCAGAAUGAGUUUCCUUCGUCCUAGGAUUCUUUACUCAUUUAGUUAACCAGUGCAACUCAAUGAAAUAAAUUGUCUUUCUCCAAAUAAUUUUCACUAAUUUACAGGACUUCAUGGCUAAGAAAUGGACAAAAGACACAGUCUUACAGUAUAUUAUGUUGACAAUUUUUUUGGCGUAAUAUGGAUAUGUGUGGUAUUGAUAUUCCUUUGCAAAUAUUCUACAUUUGAUCUCCCUGUGUAAUCAAGUAAAUUAUUGCUUGCAUGGAUGUUUCAGUGUGAUGUAAGGUAUAAACAAACCUUUUGGAAUUGUACUGCAAGCUGAUGAGCCACUUUCUGUUUUGAAAUCUUUGGAUGUACUAUUUUCAGUAUAUUCAUUUAUUUGAUGGCUUACCCGGUUACCAGUACCUAUUUUCUGUAUAAGAAUCUUCUUUUUCUUCCAUUAGUAAGUACACAUUAUGGUACUUUGCAGCUUCAAGUAUGCACCUUGUGGAUCCAUCUCAUUGAUACAUAAAGCUUAUAUUUUGUGCAAAACAUAUAGUACUCUGAUGUUAAGCUGGGUGGAUUCUUGCAUUAUUCAUUGAAACAAUUAAAAAAAAUUUUUCAAACAUGGUGUGUAACUUCUCAGUGUUUGCUGUGCCUACAAUAUUUAUCAGUUAAUAUAUUGGAAAGAAAAGAGAUCUCAAAUCUGAUCUUGUUGCUGUAUGUAUUGUGUGAGUGUGCUAUGAGCAAUUUGUUUGUCAUUUUGUGAUUUUUCAAUGAAAUGUUACAUUUUGGGUUAUUUGAAUAACUGUGAAAUUUAUUUGGUUUGAUUUACAAAUGUAUCUUACAUUGUUGUGUAAUGUGCAGUUACAAAUACUGUGAAAGUAUCCUGUUAUGCUGAAUACUUGUCAGUCAGUUUUGUUACAGAAAAUGAAAAAAAAAGAGCAGUUGAGUGAUAAAUACAGUUCAUCAAAGUUAAUUUGGGACAGCACAAAUAUUAUGAAUGCACACUUACAAGAAAUUUCAUGGAAAUUACAGGAAAAAGUUUGAUUAUUAAAUUUGGGUUAAUAAUCAAACUAAUUGUUUGAGUGAGGUAGCAAAGGAAGAAAAAAAUAAAAAUAUUUUCAUGCAUGGUUUUGCAAAUUGAUGUUCAGUUACACUUUAUUUGUAUUCCUUUCCUGUUUGUGGAUAUUGUGUGUUGUGGGAAGUUGUUUUAUUUUUUGCACUUUUAUUAAUUGAAAACAGUAUUAAGAAAUAUAUUUCUUCAAAAGUUCGCAGAAACUAAAUGACUGUGUUUAUAUCUUUGUAUAGAAUGUGGCCUAGUUUCAUGAGAGAAGAGAGAAUGGUAUGUCCUAAAGCCUCGGAUGCCUGGUGUAUCUCAUUUAUCACAUUAGUCUAUCCUAAGAGUUGCUUGUAGCAGAAUACUGUUCUAACUUGUGCUUCUGGUUUUGUAUGGACUGUAAUCUGUCACUCUUCCCACACUCUAUGUGUGAAUGGACUGGGAAGAAGCCCUAAUAACUCUCAGAGUGAGAAGUGUCCUCUGCCAUGCACUGUUGUUAGCAGAGUUUAGAUGUAGAUUAUACAGGCUGACCCAUAAUUAUGUAUAUGAUGUUUCAAAGAUUGUGGUGAAGAACCCAGUAACAUAACUUGAACACAAGCAAGUUACUCUCAUACCUUUCCUCACAAGAAUUUUAAUCUCUGCUCUCCAGCGCAUGGUCCACCGACACACUGUCCAAAUAUGAUACUAUUAUUUUAUGGACUAUUAGUGUGCUACAAGCAAAUUGUUUGCCAUUUUGUGACUUUUCAAUGAAACAUUACAUUUUGUGUUGUUUGAAUAAUUGUGAAAUGUAUUUGAUCUGAUUUAUUAGUGUAUCUUAUGGAGAUAAAGAGCAAUGUCACAUAGCA